GCAGGGAACUUCUUAUCCGCCUUCAAUUUCACCCCGGAUGAGCCGCCUGUUCGGCUCUAUGGUGGCUACGCAUCUUCCAACUUCAAGGCAGUUGGUCGGAAAGCUGGCGAAGGUGAAAGACAGACCCUUCUCUUGAAGGUCAACUAUGGUGGCCUCAACAAAGAGGACAUUGAGCACCAGCUGUUCGUGAUGAACCAUUUGAGGACUGUUGAAUUCCCGACGAACUAUCCACACCCUUCUGCUUCUGGCUCCCUGAUGGUGGAACAGAUUGGAAGGAGUGCAAUUCUUUUGGACUUUAUUCAGGGCAAGCCGGGGGACAAAGUCUUAGCUGAUGACGAGGCCAAGGCGCCGAAGCUCAUCAGUGAGCUCUCGGCUGCGUUGGCAAAGCUUCAUCAGGUCAAAUGGCCAGACAGAAAGCUUCGCCGGAAUCUCACCGAAACGAAGUCCGAAACUGGAGCUCUGAAGCUCCGCCACUGA
This is a messenger RNA of Durusdinium trenchii, 477 nucleotides long. The record is from the annotation of a GenBank genome assembly. Lineage: Eukaryota; Dinophyceae; Suessiales; Symbiodiniaceae.